Messenger RNA from Alosa sapidissima (American shad), 3387 nucleotides. RefSeq names its product anoctamin 2b (gene ano2b). The coding region runs from base 55 to 3366 and encodes 1103 amino acids. The record is from RefSeq and is a predicted model, not a curated record. Gene Ontology annotation, cellular component: plasma membrane. The transcript has 27 exons. NCBI's taxonomy places the organism in Eukaryota, Metazoa, Chordata, Actinopteri, Clupeiformes, Clupeidae. Gene Ontology annotation, biological process: chloride transmembrane transport. Gene Ontology annotation, molecular function: protein dimerization activity; chloride channel activity.
CUGCUGUCCCGCCGUGUCUCAUAACAACCCUUUCCUUCCUCCAUUAACGUCGACAUGGCUGAGGAUAUUUCGACUUCCUGUGCGGAAACAUGGAACGGUGUAACGGAACGGAUCGCCACCGCUAUGAGCGAGUCUUCCUCUAUUCACAGCGACCGGUUCUACAGUUUAGCCAAGGAGUUCUCGGAGAUGGGGUUGGAUUUGGCGCACCGUAGGCUUGAAGAUCCCACCUGUUAUCUCGAACAGCACCCUGAGAUGAGUGUGAUGGAGCAAUCGGCAGGUGAUCGCAAGCUACCCAUGGCGAACAACUUCAUAGACCCAGACCGAGAGCGGGAUCAGGAGCACGAUCGGGACAGGGAGGCCAAAAGGUUGUACUUCGCCGACGACAAGCGUAAGGUGGACUUUGUGCUGGUGUACAAUUACCGGAGGCGAGCGUCCAGCAGGGGAUCGCUCGGGCAACACAGGCUGUCAAUCAUCUCCAAUGGCAGCUUCCCCGUGGGGGCGAAGGAUGUAGAGGAAGGAGGAGGAGGAGAAGGAGCAGGAGGCAAGGCUGACUGUGAGGAGGCGAUAGUGGACGUCGACCCAGAUGACCCAGCUGAGGGGGAGAAGAGGAUGGUCCGCGAGGAGUUUGAGGCCAACCUCGUCGAAGCCGGCCUGGAGAUCGAACGAGACAAAGAGCACAAACUCCACGGCCACGCGUUCGUCCGCCUUCACGCGCCCUGGGCGGUGCUUACCAGGGAAGCGGAGUUUCUGAAGAUUAAGAUGCCCACGAAAAAGAGUUAUGAUCUGAAGGAGGAGAAGGGCUUUGCGGGGACCCUGAGUGCGGUGUGGAGGAAGAUGAACCAGCCCUUCCAGCCAAACGUCCCUCACCUGCAGGACCAGAGCCGCACCAAGUUCCUCUCUCAUUGCUUCUCCCGAGAAAAGAUGCACCUGUACAACAUCAAAUCCAAGGACACCUUCUUUGACAAUGCCACAAGGAGUCGAAUUGUACAUGAGAUCCUUCGACGCACAGCCUGCACACGGACUAGUCAGAGCAUGGGUAUCACCACGCUAAUAGCUAAAGGGGUCUACGAGGCAGCGUUCCCUCUCCAUGAUGGUGACUGCAAAGGUUCAGCCAAGGGUGAGGAGAGAAACGACAGACAGAUAUUACAUGAUGAGUGGGCGAGAUAUGGAGCUUUCUACAAGUACCAGCCUGUAGACUAUAUCAGGAAGUACUUUGGAGAGAAGAUCGGUCUGUACUUUGCCUGGUUGGGUGUCUACACCCAGCUGCUUAUUCCCGCCUCCAUAGUGGGCAUCACCGUGUUCUUUUACGGCUGUGCCACCGUCGACACCAACGUGCCCAGUAUGGAGAUGUGUGACAACAGGCAGAACUUCACCAUGUGCCCACUGUGUGACGGCGCCUGCGACUACUGGCACCUGAGCACCGCCUGUGGCACGGCCCGAGCCAGCUACCUCUUCGACAACCCGGCCACCGUCUUCUUCUCCAUCUUCAUGUCUCUUUGGGUGGUCACGUUUCUGGAACAGUGGAAGCGCAGACAGAUUAGCCUGAACCACUGCUGGGACCUGACUGGCAUGGAAGAGGAGGAGGAACACCCAAGGCCCAAAUACGAAACCAUCCUUCUCCAGAAGAGGCAGCGGCAGAGGAAGAAGAAGAUGAAAAAGAAGAAUAAAAAUGAGCCUAACAGGUCAGUGGAGGAGUGUGGGGGGGAGGCCGGUUUGGACAAGUGGAGACGGGGGCUGCUGUUCGCCACGGCAACGGGAGUCACGCCAGGUGACGAGAAGCUGACAUGGAAGGACCGGUUUCCGGGAUACUUCAUCAACAUCUCCUCCAUUCUCCUCAUGUUUGGGGUGACGUUCUCGGCCGUGUUUGGCGUGAUCAUCUACCGGAUCACCGUCUCAGCCCUGAUGGCCAUGAGUCCCGACCCCGGCACCAAGUCCAACGUGCGGGUCACCGUCACUGCCACAGCUGUCAUGAUCAACCUGGUGGUCAUCCUCAUUCUGGACGAGAUCUAUGGGGCAGUCGCUGUCUGGCUGACCGAACUGGAGAUCCCUAAAACCGAGACUAAUUUCGAGGAGCGGCUUAUCCUGAAAGCUUUUCUGCUGAAGUUCAUGAAUGCGUAUGCGCCCAUCUUCUAUGUGGCCUUUUUCAAAGGGAGGUUCGCAGGCAGGCCGGGGGACUACGUCUAUGUGUUCAAUGACUACCGUAUGGAGGAGUGUGCACCAGGUGGCUGUCUCAUUGAGUUAUGUAUCCAGCUCAGUAUCAUCAUGCUUGGGAAGCAGCUCAUUCAGAACAACAUCUUCGAGAUUGGCAUCCCGAAGUUGAAGAAGCUUUACAGAACUCUGAGGGAUAAGGACCGGGCCCCGGACGCCUCGGAGAACGAGGGUCCCCAGAGCAAGGGCCCCCAGCAGUGGAACCUGGACUACGAUCUAGAACCCUUUGAGGGCCUCACCCCAGAGUACAUGGAGAUGAUCAUCCAGUUUGGCUUCGUGUCUCUGUUCGUGGCCUCCUUCCCCCUGGCCCCUCUGUUCGCCCUGCUCAACAACGUCAUCGAGAUCCGCCUCGACGCCAAGAAGUUUGUGGCCGAGCUGAGGCGCCCAGUGGCAGUGCGGGCCAAAGAUAUCGGAAUCUGGUUUAACAUCCUGAGUGGCAUGGGGAAGUUCUCUGUGAUAAUAAAUGCCUUUGUGAUCUCGUUCACGUCAGACUUCAUCCCCCGGCUGAUGUACCAGUACACGUACAGCGACACGGGCACGAUGCACGGCUUCAUCGACCACACCCUCUCCUACUUCAACGUCAGCAACUUCAGGCCUGGCUCCUCGCCCGACUCCACACAGAACGACCGCGAGAUCACCGUGUGCAGGUAUAAGGACUACAGGGAGCCGCCAUGGUCUACUGAUGCCUACCAGUUCUCCAAACAGUACUGGUCCAUCCUUGCUGCCCGGCUAGCCUUCGUCAUCCUGUUCCAGAACCUGGUGAUGUUCCUGGGCUUGCUGGUUGCCUGGGUGAUCCCGGACGUGCCCAAGGACAUCAGUGAGCAGCUGAAGAAGGAGAAGACCCUGUUGGUGGACGUGUUCAUGCGCGAGGAGAAGGAGAAGCUCCAGCUCAUCCAGAGCCUCUUCUCCAUGGACCCCUCCGGCCAGGCGCACGCACACAUGGCCAAGACCCAGCUGCCCCACCUGCCCGCGGCCCUGCAGCAUCCAUCCCUCGCCGGGCUGGGGGUCCCGUCGUUAGCCGCCGGCACUGGCACCACCACCACCACCACCACCACGGCGCUCCCCAUGCCCAGGGGACGGGCCGCCAGCUUCAGCCAGUUCACCCGGCAGGCGUCCACGUCGCCGCAGAACGAGGCGGCCAAGCACACGGCCGUGUGAGGAUGCGGAGAGGAAGGGGCG